Messenger RNA from Pogoniulus pusillus (Red-fronted tinkerbird), 3174 nucleotides. It is a transcript of the gene HTR1B, whose product is annotated as 5-hydroxytryptamine receptor 1B. Gene Ontology annotation, cellular component: plasma membrane. Lineage: Eukaryota; Metazoa; Chordata; Aves; Piciformes; Lybiidae. Gene Ontology annotation, biological process: regulation of behavior; G protein-coupled dopamine receptor signaling pathway; adenylate cyclase-activating adrenergic receptor signaling pathway. Bases 769 to 1908 code for a protein of 379 amino acids. The record is from RefSeq and is a predicted model, not a curated record. The transcript has 2 exons. Gene Ontology annotation, molecular function: dopamine neurotransmitter receptor activity, coupled via Gs; G protein-coupled serotonin receptor activity.
AGGGCUGGCAGGGGGAGGCGGCGGCUCCUCCUCCGCGGGCAGGCGGGCAGCCCGCCCGGGAGCGGCACCGGUUGCUCGGUGCCAGCGGAGCCACGCCGCCCGCUAUAUAAGGGGCGGUGGCUGCUAGCGCUCCCUCACACCGGCCCCUGCCCGCGCUGGGCUGAGGCUGGCCCCUGGCAUUAUGGCCCGUGACGGGGCGCCAUGGAAGGUGGUCUCCCCACCUGCCUCCCGCAGACCCUCCUCUUCCUCCUCCUCCCGCUCCUCCUGCACCCGCAAACUUGCCGCGGCGGGCUGCGUGUGAAGGCAGAGCUCGGCGAGGCGGCUAAGCUGCCCUCGCAGUCCUCUGCCGUCGCGCCCGCAGCCCGGAGGGUGCGAGGCCGCCGUUCGCGGGCAUGCGGCGCUGCCGCUGCACCCGUCGAGACGCGGUGCGGAGCCGCGGGCAGCGGGGCUGAGCCUAGGGGCGGCCGGGGCCGGGGCCCCACGCCCGGGGCUCGCCGCGCUCCCGGGAAGGCGUGGGGGCAAUGAGCUGGCGUGGGGAGCGGGCACAGCUGGCCCCCUCUUCGCCCUGCUCCGUCGCUGGCGGCGAGUGAGACUCGGCGGAGCCCCGCUCGGCGCUCCCGGAAGGGCGUGCGGGCGGGCGGGAGGGAGGUGGUGCCGGCGCGGAGAUGCUGCAGCCCUCCCCCGGCGCCGACGGGGUCCUGCCGGGGUAGCGGCCCCGCCGUGCCGCGCCGAGCCCCGCCGUCUGCGGGGGGCGGUGGCCGCGGAGUGAUGGAGCUGGCCAGCCCCUGCCAGGCGCCGCUGCUCGCAGCCAACGAAUCUUACCACGGCCGAAACUGCAGCUCUGAGGAAGGGAGCUACCAAGAUGCCACCCCUCUCUCCUGGAAGAUAGUACUCGCCGUCGUCCUGGCGCUCGUCACCCUGGCCACGGUGCUCUCCAACGCCUUUGUCAUUGCCACGGUUUACCAGACGAGGAAACUCCACACGCCGGCCAACUAUCUCAUCGCCUCCCUGGCUGUCACCGACCUCCUCGUCUCCAUCCUCGUCAUGCCCAUUAGCACCAUCUACACUGUGACCGGCAAGUGGACGCUGGGGCAGAUCGUCUGCGAUAUCUGGCUGUCCUCGGACAUCACCUGUUGCACGGCGUCCAUCCUGCACCUCUGUGUCAUCGCCCUGGACCGCUACUGGGCGAUCACCGACGCCGUCGAGUACUCCACGAAACGGACUCCUAAGCGGGCAGCGGGCAUGAUCGCUCUGGUAUGGGUCUUCUCCAUCUGCAUCUCCAUGCCGCCUUUGUUUUGGCGGCAGGCGAAGGCCGAGGAAGUCUCUCGCUGUGUGGUGAACACGGACCACGUCCUCUACACCGUGUACUCUACCGUGGGAGCCUUCUACUUCCCCACUCUGCUGCUGAUAGCCCUCUACGGGAGGAUCUACGUGGAAGCCAGGUCACGGAUUUUGAAGCAGACGCCAAAGAAAGCAGGUAAAAGACUAACGCGGGCACAAUUAAUCACAGACUCCCCGGGGUCUUCCUCAUCCGUCACGUCCAUAAACUCCAAAGCCCCCGAGGGAUGCAGCGAAACGGGCUCUCCCGUGUACAUGAACCAGGUGAAGGUGAAGGUCUCGGAUGCUCUGCUGGAGAAAAAGAAGCUCACGGCCGCUAGAGAGCGGAAAGCUACAAAGACUUUAGGGAUUAUUUUAGGAGCCUUCAUCGUCUGUUGGCUGCCCUUUUUCAUCAUCAGCCUGGUGUUACCUAUCUGCAAGGACGCUUGCUGGUUCCACAUGGCCAUCUUUGACUUUUUCAACUGGCUCGGAUAUCUGAACUCCCUCAUCAACCCCGUCAUCUAUACUAUGUCUAACGAAGACUUCAAACAAGCUUUCCACAAACUCAUACGUUUCCGAUGCACAAGCUGAAAUGUUGGAAUGCGAUGUGUUCUCCGGGGCUGCCCCCAUGCACGCCCGUGCCCGGUGCCACAGAAUCAAGUUGCUAUUGUAAAGACCCACUGCUUGAAACUUCCCCAAGCCCAGUUGCCAGACUCAUGAUGCUGCAAAAACGUCAAUACAUACUGCCACCAAACUGCUCAGCUCUGCAUUUCAGUGUAAUGACUCUGGCAGAGAUGCUGUUCCAAUAGUCACGCAGAUCAGUUGCAAAAAAAACCAAAACCAAACAAAAUAAGAAUAAUAAUAAUAAAAACAAGAGAGGGCAGCCUCGAAUCAAGGUCUAUAAUUCACCUGGACUGAAGGAAAAAAAAAAAGUUUGAGAGUAAACUCCACUUAUUUUGCAGGCUUCAACUUCUUAGUUUGUUCUCCGGCUGGUUGUAGGGGUGUGCACAAGAGCACAGUUGUCUCUGUCUGUGUUGGUAGCAUAGUUGUACUUCUGCACACCUGUAAUUUCUUUCUUUCAGUGGAAAGAGUUGCUCCCUUCACUUAAGAGGCCAAGAGGAGGGGAAAAAAAAAAAUACCCCACAACGAGAAGCCCAAACACACACACAAACAAAAUCAAAGCACUGUUUGAAAUAGGAGCGUCACAGUAAGUUCUGUACAUGACUCCUCCAGCUGAACAUAUGCGAGAAGUGACAGUGUGCAAAAGUCUUGUCUGUACUUCACAACAGCAAAUGCAAAUACUGUAGACACAAGAGUUGUAGACCUGUUCAACUGCACUGCAUAUCUGUAAGUCUGUCCUCAUAGUUGCCUUUCUCAAGUAAAUAACUUCUUGCUUCUACUCCGUAACUCCAGAGCAGAAAUCAAGAAGGCCAAUGACCUUUUCCAUAAACGAGCUGGGAAUAGAAGUAGCAGUUUGAUGUUGUAACCAUGUUUGCCAUUUUGUGUCAGUUGCACACCCUUACCGCAUGAACCACUGCAAAAUUUAGACUUCUCUAAGUAACUGCAUUAUUUGGUGUCUUUUGUAAGGAAGUGAAGCAGUUUGCUCUUUCAGAAGAGCUUUAUCACCUGCAAAAUGAAUACCCAUGAAUCAUGAAUUUACUGAUGUUAGUGAAAUUACUCUCCUCCCUGUUAAUACUACUUUUUGUCCUGCUCAGACCUUAAGACUGGUCUAGGCAUAUUCAGCAGUCAGAGUUUCAGGAUAUGGUCCACCUGCUGUGAUAAGAACUGCAUUGAUUGUUCCUCCUAUGUGUAAAUGAAAAUGAGUAUAAACAAUAAAACGCUUUACUGUGUUCUCAA